Messenger RNA from Sphaeroforma arctica JP610, 909 nucleotides. RefSeq lists its product as hypothetical. The transcript is spliced from 2 exons. The coding region runs from base 1 to 909 and encodes 302 amino acids. The record is from RefSeq and is a predicted model, not a curated record. Lineage: Eukaryota; Ichthyosporea; Ichthyophonida.
AUGCACAUGGACGAUGAGUCCACACCGGCAAGAGCUUCAAUGGAUCCAGCUAUGAGUAAGUACAACAUAGUCUUAGACAAGACCACCUAUGAACUCAACUUCUACAUUGUAUAUAUACUAGUAGACAAGCUGUACGCGCAAGUAGCGGACGAUCCCAUUGACAUCAGAGCAUUCCACAAACUACGCAAAGCAGUCCAUGAACAACAACCCAAGCGAUUAACUCCAGUAAUAUAUGAGUGGUUAGUAGAGCUAUACAAUAAAACUAUGAAGAACUGUGACAAAAGUGAUCACGAUGAGUGCAUUGCGAUCAGUGGCUUUAUGAGCGAGUUAACUCUAAUUAGGUCUCACGAAGGGGACAAAGCUUCAGAACCAGAACUGAACAAACUGUUCAAGAUGAGAGAGUUCCCGAAGUGGCCAGUAGCCAAGUAUGUCAGUUUGGCUGACUACUAUCUACUAGAGAAGUGGCUCAACGACUUCUAUGACACUCGUAUGAAUGUCAAAGUACGCGCAGCACGGUUGCGUCGCACAAUGUUUGAGUUGGGGAAGCGUUUCAAGGGCACGGAGAGAGAGGCCAUCAAUUGGCAACUCCUCAAAGCAUCACGUUACCAAGUACUAGCCAUGUACAAUUUGCAAGCAGAAACAGACAAGUUGAUCAAAGCUCAGACAAUACCAGACGGUAGUAGUGGACACUUAUCUGACAUCUCAGAGAAGAUAUUUCAUGAACUCACUGAAGACAUGAUCAAACAGGGAACAAUACUACAAGCUAAUCGCAAGCGUGAAAACAAGCGAGCGAAGAAUACAACUGUUCCUGAACCACGAGCCACUCGCCCAAAACUGGACAUACCUCCAGGGGGUCUACCCAAAGGGGGGGGGGACCACCAAGAGGGGGAGGCCCACCAAGGGGUGUAG